AUCUGGGCGUCAAACGAGUUAGUCCAUUGAAGAACGUGUUCCGCGCAGCGUCUAUCGAUCGUCUUUCGGUUGCGUGUGGUUCUCUGGUUGGAAACUUGUUUGUGCUUGCUGUGUGUGUGAGAAGAGGGUGAUGAAUAUCGGGCAGUAAUAAUGUGCUGUGAUUAGGGUGGAUUAGUUCAGCAGACAGAGAACGAUUAUUUUUGUGUGAUUUUUGUGAUCGUGGUCAUUGAUCUCAACCCUUACAUUCGCACCACGCGUUAACGAGCCAGCGCCAUGUGGUCGAGCCAGAAAUCGUUGCUUAUCCGUACCUUUGUAGUUAGUGUAGUUGGUAUGUUGUGUCAUGCAACAGUUAAUGGUCAGUUUUAUAGCUUAAGUUUCGGUACGGAUGAAGGCUACAACACAGCUCCGGUACAGGCCGCAGCUCCCAGUGGACCCACCCAGCAUCAGCACGAGAUUCGCCAUAAGGUGACCCCCCUCGAGGCGAUGAUCGACAAGACGAAUCAUCUCGGGUUUCGGGUGCUUCACCAGCACUCGAAAGGCAAUCGGAACAAUAUUGCGUUUUCACCGUGCUCCUUGGCCAGCAUACUUGUAGCCCUGUACGAGGGAGCGGCUGGCAAUAGUGCGGUGGAGCUACACGGCCAGCUGGUAGCGCCGCACGAUAAGGAUGUGCUACGCGUUGGAUACCGGGAUAUUCACCGUCGACUGCGCAGCUAUUUCUAUCAGAAAGAAAACCUUUUGAAUGGGCUGAGCUUGAGCAGUGAAAAUAUUACCAUUAGGCCAGAAUAUGAGUCGGUGCUUAAAUUUUAUGGGUACGAUUUGGAAAACAUACCGGAAAUGCGAACGCCAACUACUACCACCCCGAUGCCGGCCACCACACUUGAAAUGGAGUCGGAAGAAACGACGAGCGAUGCAACGACUGAAAUGGGAAAUUCAACCGAACCGGUAGAACUGUCGACGACCGUCGGAACGAUGCCUGACGAGCCUGCCACGGGCAGUACAGUCGAUUCUGUAACGACAACGGAAGCAUCCCAGACGACGAACGAUACAGGCGGCGAUGUGGAUAUAACCACUACCAUGGUUUCGUCCGAGCCAGCGGAGAACACCACUACGGAAGCGACGGAAGAAACUUCCGAACCUCCCACAACGGAUGGCGAGGAACCAGUGACGGAGGAGACGGGUGGUGAGAAGCGGCGACGAAACCUGCGAAAGCGUGGACAGCGUUUGCUUCAGCGUCGCCAUCCGGACUCACCGCAGCGGAGACGAUCCGUGCGCCUGAAGCGGCAACCGGAAGAGAUCGACAUCAUCAGCCACCAACGGUUCCUGCAGAACUUCCUGCUGCAGGACGUAACGACCAACCCUUCGCCAGCGCUGCUUGCCACGGCCGGGUUUCCACCCGCGAUGGACAACACGGUACGGAAGAACCCCUUCCUGCAGCAGCCCGAUGCGUACCGGCUGCUGGACGAUACGAUAGAGCAUAACUUCUACCUAACCGAGACGGACAUCGUGAAGGUGCCGUACAAGGUGUACAACACGAUCCUUAAGUACGCUUACAUCGAGCGGCUCCAGUCGACCGUUAUAGAGCUGGAGCUGGAUUCGGAAGAUUACAAGUUGCUGAUCGUACUGCCCGACUACGAGUUUGGGCUGGGCAAUGUGCUGAAGCUGCUGCAGAUAGGUGACAAUGUUCCGAGCCUGCGGGAAGUGACGGAGCAGAUGAGCCCGACCUGGGUGAAAACGAUCGUGCCGAAGUUCAACCUGAAGGGCAACAUCAUCCUGACGAGCGAUUUGCAAAAUCUCGGCAUCAACGACAUUUUCGAACCGUCCCGGGCCGACUUCUCCCUGAUGACCGAAGAUCCGACGAUCUACGCGAAGCACAUUGAACAAUCGAUCAACGUUAACAUCCGGACGCAUUCGCUGCAGCAGCUAAAGCGGUUUACGUCGCUUUACAAAAAUCCGGUCGAGCUUGCCGUCAACUAUCCAUUUUUGUUCUGCAUUCUCGAUAACGAGCUAGACCUGGCACUGAUGGUUGGCAGGAUAUUGAACCCCCUGAAUGCACGUAUACACUAGCGCAAAAGCAUGUGGGAUAUGUUACGCAGCACCGUAAGAACCAUUCCACAUAGCACAAAGUGCCUGCCGACGUUUUACAAUAAAGCUUCAAGCAUGACAGUGUUGUUA
Molecule: messenger RNA, 2172 nt
Organism: Anopheles merus
Lineage: Eukaryota; Metazoa; Arthropoda; Insecta; Diptera; Culicidae
Exons: 4
Coding region: 274-2064 (596 amino acids)
Molecular function (GO): serine-type endopeptidase inhibitor activity
Source: RefSeq, a predicted model, not a curated record